Molecule: messenger RNA, 2791 nt
Organism: Chiloscyllium plagiosum (whitespotted bambooshark)
Lineage: Eukaryota; Metazoa; Chordata; Chondrichthyes; Orectolobiformes; Hemiscylliidae
Gene: gnsb
Product: glucosamine (N-acetyl)-6-sulfatase (Sanfilippo disease IIID), b
Biological process (GO): glycosaminoglycan metabolic process
Molecular function (GO): N-acetylglucosamine-6-sulfatase activity; glycosaminoglycan binding
Source: RefSeq, a predicted model, not a curated record
GGGGGUUGAGCCACGCAGAAAACUCGGAUCAGGAAACGAGAGCUGCUGCAGACUCUGGUGUAAGACGGGUUUUGGGGAGGGGGGUGGGAGUGUUCCAGUGAUCCAUCCGCUGAACUCUCCCUGAAGACACCUCACAGCCUGAGCCACUUCUCUUCCGACUGGGACAACACCAUGAAGCCGAUCGCGUUUUUGUUCCUGAUGGUGUCCUUUCGUUUUGGACACUGUAUGAGACAGAAUAUUGUGUUCAUACUAACAGACGAUCAAGAUAUCAAGCUCCAAGGAAUGACUCCUAUGAAGAAGACUCAGGCCUUAAUUGGAAAUGCAGGGGUUACAUUCACGAAUGCAUUUGUGGUCACCCCACUGUGCUGUCCAAGUCGCAGUGCCAUCUUGACAGGAAAGUAUCCACACAAUCACCUGGUGCGCAACAACUCUCUCAAUGGAAACUGCAGCAGUGUGCAGUGGCAGAAGGUUAUGGAGCCACAGGUCUUCUCUGUCUAUUUAAAGAAGCAUGGAUACCAGACCUUCUUUGCAGGAAAAUACCUCAAUAAGUAUGGUCAUGCUACCGUUGGUGGAACAGCCCAUGUCCCCUUAGGCUGGGAUCACUGGCACGGAUUGGUUGGAAACUCCAAAUAUUAUAACUACACGCUGUCGGUGAAUGGUGUAGCUGAAAACCACGGUGACAUCUACCAAAAGGACUAUCUGACUGAUCUUAUCGCAAACCGUUCCGUGGAAUUUCUGCAAUCCAAGAAACGAAGUGUUCCUUUUUUCAUGAUGCUAUCAACUCCAGCCUGCCAUUCUCCGUGGACUGUUGCUCCACGGUACAGCAAGUCUUACAACGUCACCAAAGCUCCUCGUCAUGGAAGUUUCAAUGUGCAUGGGAAGGAUAAACACUGGCUCCUUCGACAAGCUAAAACGCCUAUGAAGAACACCUCUAUCGAAUUCCUGGACGGUGUAUUCAGAAAAAGGUGGCAGACUUUGCUGUCUGUGGAUGAUCUGGUAGAGAAGGUUGUCAUGAAACUGGAGGAAAUGAAGGAACUGAAUAACACGUACAUAUUCUACACAUCUGACAAUGGCUAUCACACAGGACAGUUCUCUCUGCCCAUUGACAAGCGUCAGCUUUAUGAAUUUGAUAUUCGAGUGCCAUUGCUGGUCCGUGGACCAGGUAUCAAACCUAAGCAGACCAUAAAGGAACCCAUCCUGAAUAUAGACCUGGCACCCACCUUCUUGAAUAUCGCUGGAUAUGAUGUAAUCCAAAGCAUGGACGGUACCUCUUUUCUUCCCCUCAUGGAUUCUUCACGGAAUAAAACACACUGGCGCAAUGAUUUUCUGGUAGAAUAUACUGGAGAAGGUGAUGCUAAGUUAGACCCUGCAUGCCCCAAUGUAGGACCUGGCGUGGCUGAAUGUUUUCCAGACUGCGUGUGUGAAGAUGCUUUUAAUAAUACUUAUGCUUGUGUGAGAACAUUAUCAAAAGUCAAUCUACAGUAUUGUGAAUUUGCCGACAGUGAGGCCUUUGUUGAAGUCUACAACUUGACAUCAGACCCACACCAAUUGGUCAAUAUUGCAAAAACUGUGGAUCCCUCACUACUUGUGAAGAUGAACCAGCGGUUGAUAAAGCUAGAAUCUUGUUCUGGAAAUGACUGUCGUACAGUAAAGGUAGAGGAAGAUGGAUUUGAUUCCUAGUCGAAGGAUUGCCCUCUUUCUGGCAGAUUGUAUUUGAGCCAACACAGACCAGUGUCCAUCCACAAAAGAAAGAAUGUGAAUGAUUGAAAAUCCAGACAUCUGGGUCCACAAACAAGAUGAAUGUGCAAUAGCUCAUCAGAAAGCACCUAAAUUCAUACAGGAGUCCUUUUUCUCCUUGUUUAACACUCCAACCAAGAAACCCUGCUCCUACCUUAAUUUGAAAUGUCCUGCUGUGUACGUUUGAAAAACCCAUAUUAUUUUUGCAGGGUUACUUGAAAAUGGUUUCUCACCAUAAAUAGAAAUAAAUGAAUACAUUUACCCCCAAACAGUUUCACCUGGGUAACUGAAAUACUUUUUUAAAAUUGGUUCUUAAAAUCACUUAUUUCCCUACCCUAUCCACUGCUUGUUUCAGCUUUCAUUUUUCAAGACUGUUCCCUUCUCAUUUAGAAGAUCACUACAAUUGUUUCACAAAAAUUAAAACUCCUAGUGGGCUUGACUGUAUAAAACAUACUCAUCAAGAAGUGGAUCUUGAUGCUUGGGGUGAUUCUGUUCAUCAAAAUUGUGCAAAGACCAUUUGGAUUUAAGACGUCUGACUGACUAAAUGAAUGAUUGACUAACUAAUUUGGACAGAAGGAUAUCUCUGCAUUCUACUGUGAAAUUGCAAAUUUCUGAGCCAUCUCUUUCUUGUCAGUUAGCCAUAUUUAGAUGUUGGAAGUGGAUUAUAAGAGCUACUUGUAUGAAUGCAUACCACACUCUUUCGCUUCACUUUGUAUUGCAACCACUUCCAUAAAUCAUAAUUACAUAAUUACCCAGUGCUUACUUAGAAUGUUUCAACAUGCUGGAAUCGGUUUUGGGAAUUCCUGCAUUAAUUUGAAGAGAGGAGUGAAACAACUCUUCAGAGUAAUGAAUACAAUAUCAAACUCAUUUUGUCGGAUUUAUUAAGGUAAACCUGGAAAGACAAUUAAUGUUGCAGAAUGCUUGAAUAUCAGGGAUUUGUAAUCUGAAUGUAAAAGCGUGUUGGAUUUCCGUGCGAAGGGUGACUUUUUAAGCAGGAUUAAGCUGUUUUCAAAAUGUAGGAAAAAGUAAAAAAUUAAAAGAGUUCUCAAAGUGA